AUGAGCGCUGAAUCUAAGCGUUUGGUUGCUCUACCAUCCUGCCGCUCAGUUCCCGUCUCGGUGAAAAAAGGAAGAAGCAGUUUCACGAUCGGAAAUUGCGUUUGGGUCGUCGAUCGUCCCUGUCCGGAUAAUGAUAUUCGGUUUUAUUUAUUCACACGCUCGAACCCAGAUGAUAGACAAUAUAUUCAUAUCGAUGAGAACUGGGAGCAGUCCAAUCUCAGCUCUUCCUAUUUCAACCCAUCCCACCCGGUAAAGGUCAUCAUACAUGGCUAUAACGCCGACAUGUUCCUGACUCCACUUAUAAACAUGAAAGGAGAGUAUCUUUCCCGUGCCAACUACAACCUGUUCUACGUCGAUUGGAGUGACCUUGCCCAUGGUCCUUGCUAUCCUUCGGCUGUACACAACACACGCCACGUUGGAAAAUGCAUUGGUCAGCUGGUCCAGCGGAUCAUCGACGCCGGCACGGAUAACAUACAUCUGGUGGGGUUUUCUCUUGGCGCUCAGGUAACAAACUACGUAUCCACAACGGUUCGGCCUUUCCGAUUGAAGCGAAUCACGGGGCUUGAUCCUGCCAUGCCGCUCUUCAUUACGGCUGCUGUGGACGAUAAACUCGAUCCUUCCGAUGCCGAAUUCGUGGAUGUAAUCCAUACCAACGCUUUGGUGCAAGGCAAGAUCGAACGGUGUGGGCAUGCUGAUUUCUACAUCAAUGGAGGAAUACUGCAGCCGGGUUGCUGGGGAUCUGGACAAAAUCCUAUGGCGUGCAGUCACCACCGUGCUCCAGAUUACUACUCCGAGUCUAUCCGCAGUCUAACAGGCUUUUGGGGCUGGAGCUGUCAAAGCUACGUUUACUAUCUGUUGGGUUUCUGUCCGCAGAACAAUCAACAGGUGGUUGCUGGUGAAGACUGCCCAAUCGGUACGGAGGGAAUGUACCUCAUCACGACUAAUCCUGCUUCACCGUUUGCGAUUGGACGGUGGGUCGGCUUCAGCAUUCCCCAGAAGAAGGAUGCAGUUUUGAACAAGCACGGUCUCAACAGGGACCCCUUCAUCAGCGAUAUCGACCAGUGGGGAAAGCUGGAUAGUUCCUUCAACAACGCGGACCAUUUCCCGACACCGUACUCUCAGGAUCCAAACCAUUCCAACGAUGAUAACGACGAAUGGCCGUACUUUAAUCAUGUUGGAACCAACGAGCUCACCAAAGAGCACAUAAGAAAAAUCCUUGAGCAGGAUAAGUCUCGUUACAAUGGAGACCGACUGCAGGUGCCACCGAGCACGUUAGCCACCUCUAUUCCAACGAUACCGACACCGAGUGACAAUGACAUCGAUGAUGCCUUCUAUCUGCAGGAUUUGAGGCGACGAUUGCAGCAGAAAGAAGCCAGCGUUAUGCAACGCUACGCCAUGCCGAUGUUUAACGCACACUAG
This is a messenger RNA of Anopheles nili, 1419 nucleotides long. Its product is annotated as pancreatic lipase-related protein 2. Gene Ontology annotation, molecular function: lipase activity. Lineage: Eukaryota; Metazoa; Arthropoda; Insecta; Diptera; Culicidae. Gene Ontology annotation, biological process: lipid metabolic process. The transcript is spliced from 4 exons. The coding region runs from base 1 to 1419 and encodes 472 amino acids. The record is from RefSeq and is a predicted model, not a curated record.